CGGCGAGGUUGGAGCGCUCUCAGGGUCCCAGGGCUGCCGGGGUUAGGAGCCCCAGGCCCGGGCCAUGUGGGAGACUCCCGAUGCUGAGGCGUUCGCUGCGGCCCUCCGCGGCUCUCUCUUCCUGCUGCUCUUCGCGCUGGGGGUCCGCCAGCUGCUAAAGCAGAGGCGGCCGUCUGGCUUCCCCCCAGGACCUUCGGGGCUGCCAUUUAUCGGCAACAUCUACUCGCUGGCCGCCUCAGCUGAGCUCCCUCAUGUCUACAUGAAAAAGCAGAGCCAGGUGUACGGCGAGAUCUUCAGUCUACACCUUGGAGGUAUAUCAACUGUGGUUCUAAAUGGCUAUGAUGUAGUAAAGGAAUGCCUUGUUCAUCAAAGUGAAAUUUUUGCAGACAGACCAUGCCUUCCUUUAUUCAUGAAGAUGACAAAAAUGGGAGGCUUACUCAAUUCCAGAUAUGGCCGAGGAUGGGUUGAUCACAGAAGAUUAGCUGUAAACAGCUUUCGCUGUUUUGGAUAUGGCCAAAAGUCUUUUGAAUCUAAAAUCUUAGAAGAAACCAAGUUUUUCACUGAUGCUAUUGAAACGUACAGUGGUAGACCUUUUGACUUUAAACAAUUAAUAACAAAUGCUGUUUCAAACAUAACCAAUCUGAUCAUUUUUGGAGAACGAUUCACUUAUGAAGACACUGAUUUUCAGCACAUGAUUGAGUUAUUUAGUGAAAAUGUGGAACUAGCUGCCAGCGCCUCAGUCUUCCUCUAUAAUGCCUUUCCAUGGAUUGGCAUCCUACCUUUUGGAAAACAUCAACAGCUGUUUAGAAAUGCAGAUGUGAUUUAUGAUUUUCUCUCCAGGCUUAUUGAAAAAGCCUCCAUCAACAGAAAGCCUCGGUUACCUCAGCACUUUGUUGAUGCUUAUUUAGAUGAGAUGGAUCAAGGUAAAAAUGAUCCAUCAUCUACUUUCUCCAAAGAAAACCUAAUUUUUUCUAUGGGUGAACUCAUCAUUGCUGGAACUGAAACUACAACCAAUGUGCUACGGUGGGCAGUUCUUUUCAUGGCCCUUUAUCCUAACAUUCAAGGACGAGUUCAGAAAGAGAUUGAUUUAAUUAUAGGACCCAGUGGAAAGCCUUCCUGGGAUGACAAGUGCAAAAUGCCUUAUACGGAGGCAGUUUUGCAUGAAGUUUUAAGAUUCUGUAAUAUAGUGCCAUUAGGGAUUUUCCACGCAACUUCUGAAGAUGCAGUUGUACGUGGUUAUUCUAUUCCUAAAGGCACAACAGUAAUUACAAAUCUUUAUUCUGUACACUUUGAUGAAAAGUACUGGAGAGACCCAGAUAUAUUCUAUCCGGAACGAUUCCUGGACAGCAAUGGACAUUUUGUCAGGAAGGAAGCUUUGGUUCCCUUUUCCCUUGGGAGAAGACAUUGUCUUGGAGAACAGCUGGCUCGGAUAGAAAUGUUCCUGUUUUUUACAGUAUUUCUUCAGCGGUUUCGCUUGCAUUUUCCACAUGAACUGGUUCCAAAUCUGAAGCCUCGGUUAGGCAUGACGUUGCAACCCCAGCCCUACCUUAUCUGUGCAGAAAAACGCUGAAGGUGCGCAGGUGUUUUGUGUAACAAAGCUAUAUGUUUGCCUCACCCCAAACCUUGUUGAAUCAGUGUGCGUGUUUGGACAAGAAUCACAGUAUCAUAAAGCCAAAUGAACACAGAUGUGUCUUUAAAAACAAUACUACCAAAACACAGACACAGACACACAAAAAUACUACAGGCAGCAGUAAGCAUUAGCUAUUAUUUCUUCUAACCUUUAAUGACUUAUAAGGCAGAAUUUUCUGAGGAAAACAGGUGUAUAUGACAAUUAUUUCUUAAGAUACUAAGAAGUGUCAUGGAUGCCCUGACUUUUCAGCCUCUUACUGAGUACCAGGAACCCCUCAUCCCUUCUUGACUCCAACUUGCUCCUUUCUGAGGGCUUUGUUUCCAGAUGCCAACGCCAGCUCCCUUCUGAUCAGGUAUUAUCACUGAAUAGAUUGUGUGGUACUAGUCCAGUUUAAUAGUGGAGUAAAGAAGAAAUUAGAACCCAAGUAGAUGAAUUUGGACUACAGAGGUGUUUUAGACAUGAUGGCAGAUAAUAGAAUAAAUAUCUAUACAUGUAAUGUAAGACCUGCCAAUGCUUUCAAAUCUUGCUUCUUACUAUAUCGUCAUAAGAACUGAGUCAUUCUUCCUACAAAUGAGGGUCUCUGUGACCCCUCAUACCAGCAAUUCAGUAGACAGGAAAUUACAAUAAUGUAUGUAAAAUAAAAAUGACACAUGGCUAAUAA
Messenger RNA from Vicugna pacos (alpaca), 2291 nucleotides. RefSeq names its product cytochrome P450 family 2 subfamily R member 1 (gene CYP2R1). Gene Ontology annotation, cellular component: intracellular membrane-bounded organelle; cytoplasm. The record is from RefSeq and is a predicted model, not a curated record. Lineage: Eukaryota; Metazoa; Chordata; Mammalia; Artiodactyla; Camelidae. Gene Ontology annotation, molecular function: heme binding; oxidoreductase activity, acting on paired donors, with incorporation or reduction of molecular oxygen, reduced flavin or flavoprotein as one donor, and incorporation of one atom of oxygen; iron ion binding. Gene Ontology annotation, biological process: xenobiotic metabolic process.